This is a messenger RNA of Dictyostelium discoideum AX4, 1485 nucleotides long. RefSeq lists its product as hypothetical. Bases 1 to 1485 code for a protein of 494 amino acids. Lineage: Eukaryota; Evosea; Eumycetozoa; Dictyosteliales; Dictyosteliaceae. The record is from RefSeq and is a predicted model, not a curated record. The transcript has a single exon.
AUGAGGCUAAAAAAAAAGUUAUAUGUUUGUUUAAUAUUUGUAAUAAUUGUACUGUUUUUUCAAUAUACAAUAGAAAAUAAAAAAAAUAAAAAUAAAAAUUUUAAUAAAAACAAAAAUGUAAAUAAAAAUAAAAAUCAUAAUCAAUCUAUAAUAAAUAAUAAAAAUAAUAAUAUUUUUAAUAAUAAUAAUAAUAAUGACAACAAUAAAUCUCAAUCUUUAAAUAAAUUUGUCGUAAAAGAUAUUGAAAAAAAUAAUAAUAAUAAAUUAAAUGGAAGAAUUAAUAAUAGUUUAUUAAAUAAUAAUAAUAAUAAAAAUAAAAACCGAUCCUAUAAAAGAAGGGAUACAUAUACAAGUGAAGAUGAUUUUGAUUCAUGGAUUAAAAAUAAUAAUAAUAAAGAUGAAGGUGGAAAUAUUAAUGAUAAUGAAUUUUAUAAAAUAAUAUAUAAAGAAUACCAAUUUGAAAAAGAAUUAAUUUUAAAUAAAACAAAUCGUAAAAUAGAAUUUGCAUCAUCACCAUCAAUUCAAAAAAUUAUUAAUAAUAAAAAUAAUAAUUAUGAUUAUGAUUUUGAAUGGAAAAAUAAUAAAACUUUAAAUCCAUUAUUAUUAUCAAAACCAUUUAUUUUCAUUCAUAUACCUAAAACUGGAGGAACAUCACUUGAAAAUACUUUUGAAAUUAAUUUACCAAAGAAAUCUCAAUUAUUUAAAAAACAUGCAUCACCAACAAUUAAACAAGCUGAAGAAUGUGCUUCAAAAAAUAUUGAUGCAAUGUUUGGUCAUUUUGUGUUUGGUUUACAUUACUAUUUUCAAAAUAAUAAAAAUUAUACAAUAAAUAAUAAUAAUAAUAAUAAUAAUAAUAAUGGUAUUAAUUUUGAUAUAAAUAAUUUCAAUAAUGAUGAUUAUCUUUAUCACCAAAAUCCAUAUAGUUAUAUGACAAUGAUGAGAAAUCCAAUUGAUAGAGUUGUUUCACAUUAUUAUUUCUUAAAGAAUAGUCCUGACCAUCCAUUGUAUGGUGAGGUUGCUUCGAUUUCAUUACAAGAUUGGAUUGAAUUUUCACAAUUGGCAAGAAAUGAACAAUGUAGAAGAAUUGUUGGAAUUUCAAGAUCAACUAAACAAUUACCAUUUGAUUUUAAAGAACAAUGUAUAUUUAGAUUAAAAUAUACUUUUAAAUUUAUUGGUUUAACUGAAAGAUUUGAUGAAUCAUUAUUAAUUUUAUCAUAUAAAACUGGUUUUAAUAAAUUAAGUUUUAUUUCAAAAAAUAUUGGUAAAAAUAGAAAUAUUUCAAAUAUUAAUAAUGUAUCAUCAUCAUCAUCAUCAAAUUUGUAUAACCUUGAAAAUUCAUUAUAUGAAAGAAUUAAAUCUUUAAAUUCAAUAGAUUUAGAAGUUUAUAAUAUUGCAAUUCAAUUAUUUGAAAAACAAAUUAAUUUAAUUGGUAAAAAUAAUUUUUAUAAUGAAUUAAAUUAUUUAAUUAAAAAAUUAAAAAAAUAA